AUGGGUGAUUCCCAGAGAGUCGAGAUGCCGAGAAAAGACAUAGAAGUAAUCGAGGGCCGAAUGGUGGUUCUGGAGGCCUGGUACACGCCUACAUCCGUCAUCGAGAAAAAUACAGUCAUCUGGAACUUUGACUCCAAACAUCUCACCAGUGAAUACAAACAAAUCAUCUCCUUUUCCUCAGGCAAGAUCGGGAUUGGAAAUUCUGAAUUCACAAAGCGUGUUGGCUUUACAGCGUCUAUGCCUUCUACCAACCUCUCCAUCUACGUCAACAACACGCAGGAGUCCGACUCGGGGAAUUACCUCUGUAACGUCAUCAUUCCUGGAGCACCAGGUCUCUCCGGGAAGCUGCAUCUCAAUGUUCUAGUCCCGCCUUCCACUCCAGUGUGCUCUAUGACUGGGGAUCCUGUGCUGCAGGGAAACGUGACGCUACACUGCAAGUCCAGCUAUGGCAAACCUGUCCCUCAGUACAAGUGGAGCAGGACUGCUCCUGUCUCUGAGAUCUACUUCCCUCCAAUGCUGAAGCGGAGGUCAUGCCCUCAGCCUGUGCUUGUGCUCGGCUACCUGGAUGAGAGGCUGGGCACCCUGAGGUUGAGAAACCUGACCAAAAGCAUGUCAGGAAAAUAUGUGUGCAAGGCCAGCAACACAGCUGGGAGCGACAGCUGCCACAUCAACUUGGAAGUCACCACUCCCAGCAAUAUCUGGCUGAUAGGAGGAGUCACUGCUGCCGUGGUUGUGGCCCUCAUCCUGCUUCUGGUCUUCAUCUUCUGGAGGAAACGUGACACAGAAGAGGAAAUGGCCAACGAAAUCAAGGAGGAUGCCCAGGCUCCAAGGCGGGUUUCCUGGGCUAAGAGUACUACCACAUCAGAGAUUAUCUCCAAGAAUGGCACUCUGUCCUCGAAAGCCAACAGUCCUGUUCCUCAAGAUCCUCCUCACAUGCCUAACAACUAUUACCCAUACUCCCCUGGGGGCUGUGACUCCAUUCUCACUUCUUCAGGAGGCACUCAUCUGUACCCAGUCAAGCCCAAUCCUCUCCAUGGGCUGCCUGGCUACAAUGUCAAGAUGCCGACCCAUUCCCAACAGCACCACCAACCAAAGAACAGCUGCACACUCAGGAUUGAUGAAGCUGAGCUGCAGGCACCAUGCCCCAACCCUGUACUCGUCAGAUCCAUGCCACUCUGUGGCGCUGUGCCUGUCAUGGUACCUGCUCAGAAACAGGCCGGUUCACUCAUCUAG
Molecule: messenger RNA, 1233 nt
Organism: Neoarius graeffei (lesser salmon catfish)
Lineage: Eukaryota; Metazoa; Chordata; Actinopteri; Siluriformes; Ariidae
Gene: esamb
Product: endothelial cell adhesion molecule b
Exons: 8
Coding region: 1-1233 (410 amino acids)
Biological process (GO): homophilic cell-cell adhesion
Cellular component (GO): adherens junction; plasma membrane
Molecular function (GO): cell-cell adhesion mediator activity
Source: RefSeq, a predicted model, not a curated record